AUGGAGGACAUCAUACAGCUCAAUCAGGACUAUCAGAUACUGAUCUGCCGGCUAUGUCAAGCAGCCGUUCGACCCGGCAGCAGCAUUGAGACCCAUUUUCGACAGAAGCAUCUGCUGAAGGGCCAAGUGCUCAAGGACAUUAAAGACUACUACGGCACACUUGAACUAGCUGACCCGAAGCUUGCUGCAACCCCCGAAGAUAACAGUGAGGCAAUUGAACAGCUUGUUAUUUCACACGGAUACAGCUGCAACGCAUGCCGAUAUCUCACUAUUGCACGAGAUAAUAUUGUCCGCCACUGGAGAGAGGCAGGGCAUGGAGCAGCAGAGGAGCGAUGGACCGAGGUGCGGCUGCAGACGUGGAUGGGAGGACAUUAUGCGCGCUACUGGAUCGUUCGAGACGAUAGCGAUAGCAAUGGCCCGUCCGAUACGGCUGACGAAGCUAAUGCUAGAAGUCAGAGCGCUAUGGAUGAGGUUAUCGCCGCAAGUGAGGCUCGAUUGAAAGAGAAAGAUGCCGCACGACUGCGAAAAGGUGACUUAAAGGAAGAUAUCGACCGUGACUCGUCGUGGGUUAAAAGGGUAGGCUGGGUACGACACUUUGGCUCCCGGGACUUGACCAGUAUUCACGACGCAGCCGAGUGGCUACGGGCGAGGGCAGCAACGGGCAGGCGGACUGUGGCACAAGACGAUGAAGAAGCAGUCCGCGAACGACUAUUGCUUGGCCGGCUUGGACAGAGCUUUGAUCGUGAGGUGGAACGUUGCUGCUGGCGACUUGACAGCGUGCCGACUGAGACGCUGCAGUGGCUCGCUAGCAUUUCAUCGACAACCCCGUCCGGUCAACCGUUCGGCCGCAAAGGCAAGGAGGCAUCGAUGAUCAAAUACAAGUCUGUCGGUCACCGUUACUUGGGUUUCUGCUGGAAGGCAUAUCAUAUCGGUCGUAAGGAAGCGCUUGAACGCUGGGCCGUUCGCUUUACGGAUGAGCAGUGGAGUUUGCUACAGGAUAUUGCAGACGAGCUUGAAAGAGACCGGGUUCCAAGCAGUCACGACAGCGGAUUCUUCAGCGGCAGAGAGAGACAAGCUACUGAUAAAGACGAAGACGAAUAUCAAGAUGAUGAUAAUAGUGAUGAAGACGAGCGAGGAAAUGAAGGUAUUAACCGACACCCACUAGGCUAUUUGGAGCCGCAUUUGUACACUGGUAUGCUAGCUGGUAUACUAUGGUGGGCCCGGCUGUUCUUUUUAGAAGCUGUAUUUGAGAAUCAGCCGGUAGAUCAAGAUGAGGUUGGGAUAGAGGCCGUACUUGCAUUUCGAGAGGAGCAUACAUCAUGGAUGUGUAUAGGCACUCACAGCGUCAUAAGUACGAUUAUCGGAUGGAUGGCAUACGGAAAAGGGUACCGGCAGAAGAACGGGGGGCAGCCGUCGAUACGAUGGUCUGACGACGAAGAGGGAUUAUUUCACAUGGGCGAGCACAUCAGCGUCGAGGAUUUUACCCGCACACUACGCGAUGAGGUUACUGAGGCAGAGAAGCUGCUAAAUGGGCUGUUUGGUGGGGUGUGGCAGACAGUCAGUAAGAAGAUCGAUAUGGGUCGGAUCGUCGAUAAUAUGAUACGGCUCGGGGCAGCUUGUUUCAAGAAUAUCCGUCAGACCAUGGCACUCAAGCCUAUAACGGAGCUCGGCCCUUCCAACCCUAUCCUAGCUGCGUGGCGGAUUCAGGUCUGA
Fusarium redolens is the source of this 1713-nucleotide messenger RNA. RefSeq lists its product as uncharacterized. Lineage: Eukaryota; Fungi; Ascomycota; Sordariomycetes; Hypocreales; Nectriaceae. Bases 1 to 1713 code for a protein of 570 amino acids. The transcript has 3 exons. The record is from RefSeq and is a predicted model, not a curated record.